CAGUUAGUUUCCACGGUAUAUUUUCCCGGUUUGGGUUAGGCCAUCCAUCCUCCAUCCCUGGGCGCUUGCUGGGCCUCGGCGGAUCCCCCGAAGCAGCCGCCGCAACAACGAGAGAAAGGCAACAAAUCAAUCAAUUCCCCCAUCUUCCUCGUUCUCUCCGCCUCCUCCCCACUCUCCAUUUAUACUCCUCUUCUCCUCUCCAUCGCCGCAUUGCUCGCCACCCCGACGACGACGACGACGACGGCGACGGCGGAGGAGUAGAGACAGAGAGAUGGCCGCCGCGUCCUCCUUCACCGCCGCCGCCAAGUUCUUGGCGCCGGUGUCCGCGAGAUCCGCCGGGGACUACAAGCCGCCGCUCCCGCUCCCGGCCUCCGCCUCCCUCAGGCCCGGGAGGAAGCCCGCGCCCCGCCUCCGCACCGCGCUCGCCGUCUCCUCCGACGUGCUCCCCGGGAACAAGGCCGCCCCCGCCGCCGCCGCCCACUCCGCUGUCACGCGGGAAGAGGCUUUGGAGCUGUACGAGGACAUGGUUCUUGGCCGUAUUUUCGAGGAUAUGUGCGCGCAAAUGUACUACCGUGGCAAGAUGUUUGGUUUUGUCCAUUUAUACAAUGGGCAAGAAGCUGUCUCCACUGGCUUCAUCAAGCUGCUCAACCAAGCUGACUGUGUUGUCAGCACAUACCGUGACCACGUCCAUGCCCUAUCCAAGGGUGUCCCUGCACGUUCUGUCAUGGCUGAGCUUUUCGGUAAGGCCACUGGCUGCUGCCGUGGACAAGGUGGUUCUAUGCACAUGUUCUCUGAACCCCACAACCUCCUUGGAGGUUUUGCCUUCAUCGGAGAGGGCAUCCCUGUUGCUACUGGUGCUGCCUUUGCUGCUAAAUACCGCCAUGAGGUGCUCAAGCAGUCUAGCCCUGAUGGACUUGAUGUAACCCUGGCAUUCUUUGGUGAUGGUACCUGUAACAAUGGCCAAUUCUUUGAGUGCCUGAACAUGGCUCAGCUUUGGAAGCUUCCUAUUGUGUUUGUUGUGGAGAACAAUCUAUGGGCAAUUGGGAUGUCGCAUCUUAGGGCUACUUCAGACCCAGAGAUUUAUAAGAAGGGUCCAGCGUUUGGAAUGCCCGGCGUGCAUGUUGAUGGGAUGGAUGUCCUGAAGGUCAGGGAGGUGGCUAAGGAGGCCAUUGAGAGGGCAAGGAGAGGUGAAGGACCGACUCUUGUGGAGUGUGAGACUUACCGGUUCAGAGGGCAUUCUCUUGCUGAUCCAGAUGAGCUCAGGAGACCUGAUGAGAAAUCUCAUUACGCCGCAAGGGACCCCAUUACAGCCUUGAAGAAGUACAUCAUCGAACAGAACCUUGCAACUGAAUCCGAGCUGAAGAGCAUCGAGAAAAAGAUCGAUGAUGUUGUUGAAGAGGCCGUGGAGUUCGCUGACGCAAGCCCGCUCCCUCCCCGGAGCCAGCUUCUGGAAAACGUGUUCUCAGAUCCCAAGGGCUUUGGAAUUGGCCCUGACGGGAAGUACCGGUGUGAGGAUCCCUUGUUCACGCAAGGCACGGCCCAAGUCUGAGAGGCUCAACGAGCACGCUUAUCAGUUAUUAUGUCAUGCUUUUUCUUGUCUCUCUCUAGCUCUACCCUAUCCUAGUUUUUGUCGAACCCAUCGUCGUGUUAAGCGUAAUGUAAGCACAACCUACUUCUUCAUUUGUUUCAUUCUUAGACCUCCCAUAUCAAUAUGCUCAACUGCUGCCCCAGUUUUUGCUCAGUGUGUUCGAUUUGCUCUUCAGUAGUUCUAUUGGUUUCAGAACAGCUGGGCCUGUAAUCACUCACUCCUAUGUCUGGACAUGCAAAGAUACUUCUGGUUUAGAGUUUCAGCUGAGUUACAGUGAUUAGUUUCCUGCCUGUUAUACUAUAUUUAUAAACAUCAUGAUGGAAUGUGAGACAAUAUCUGCUGUCCUUGUUUUA
Molecule: messenger RNA, 1941 nt
Organism: Oryza sativa Japonica Group (Japanese rice)
Lineage: Eukaryota; Viridiplantae; Streptophyta; Magnoliopsida; Poales; Poaceae
Source: RefSeq, a predicted model, not a curated record